AGGCUGUGCUAAUCAGGAAGCAGCGACGAAGCUGUAUAAUGAAAUCAAGCUAGAGACGACAAACAAUUGAUUAUAUACUCAACGUUUAACCCGGAACAAAAAACAACACAAACCGUUUGGAAUUCCUUCCUUAUACAGAUAUAUGUUUAACAUCAGGUUUCGUGUGCCUCAUAAUGAAUCUGAGUUGGACAAUUUUAUUUCUUAUCAUUAACUGUUUAAAAACGUUGAGGGCCUACAAUGUUGACAUUAAGAAGCCUUUAAUCUUUUUCGGAUCUCCAGUUGAACAAUUUGGAUAUGCCACGGAAAUUCUGAAAAGCGGCGACACAGAGAGAAUUUUGAUCGGGGCACCGGCAAAUACAAAGUUUAAAGCCGCAGAGAAUACGACCGGGACAUUAUACAACUGUCCGAUACAACCCAGCAAUCUACACACCAAUGGGACUUCUUGUAUAGUGAUAAAACCAGACAGUAACGCAGACAGAUUUGCAGCCACAUUAUAUAAAAACAGUGAUAUAAUAGUGAUCUGUUCGCCCUUACGUCAUCACUUACAUGAUUAUGAUGCCAUUACUGGAGGAUGUGAGUUUUACUUCUUAAAUAUGACAAAACGAGAUAUUGCUUACAUUCGUGGCAGAGCAAAUGAGACUCGGGCUAAGGGGAUGUAUGGAUUCUCUGUGACUGCUCACAACCAGUCAACGUUUGUACUAGGUGGACCGAAUGCAUGUCAGAGUGAUGGCGGAAUAGCCAUCGCUACCUUGGGAACACGUGGAGUGACUCAUUUUGAUGAAAACAAAGAUUGCCAAAACUGGAAUACUGGAAAAUACUUUGGUUUUGCACUGGAAAGCUUUGGGUCGAAUAGAUACGUGGUCGGCAAACCUGGCUUUGCAAAUGAACAUGGGUUGAUUGGAAUGAUGGAGGUUAUAGCUAUUGCUGAGGGGAAAAUGGAAAGAAUAAAACAGAUUAACGGAAAACAGAUUGGCGGCGGAUUCGCUCGCUCCCUUUCUGUGGCUGACAUCAAUGGAGAUGGGAUGUUGGACAUCAUCGUGGGGGCCCCCUUUGAGUACAUAAACAUGACCGGUCACUCCUCAGUGAAGGCUGACAUUCUGGUCGAUGUCGGAAGAAUUUAUAUAUUUCUUGGCGAUAAAACAAAUAUCAUCACAGAUAAGUACAUUGCUAUCUCGGGUGAUCUGGUAGGACUUAGUCGGUUUGGAACAUCACUGAGCGCUAUUGGAGACAUUGAUGAUGAUUCGUUCCAAGAUCUCGCUGUUGGGGCUCCUUUUGAAGACGAAAUGAGGGGUGCUGUGUAUAUUUUCAAUGGAUGCCAUCGUCCGUGCCUGGAAAAGUGGAAAUACUCACAAAAGAUCACAGCAAGAUCACUUAACACUAAUCUAAAGGGAUUUGGAUCCUAUGUCUCCAAGACCCAGGAAGACAUUGAUGCUAAUGAAUGGAAAGAUUUUGCGGUUGGAGCAUAUCGAUCUGGAAACGCUGUUGUUUUAAGAACAAGACCAGUUAUUUCCAUAGAACCUAAAAUUCUCUUUAAUGAGAAUCCAGUGCCGUUAAAUUCAUCUGGCUCGCCAUGUGCUCACCAACUGGAUUAUCCGUGUCUUGAAUUUGAUGUUUGCUUCAAUAUGACCGGAAGGGGCAUACACACAGGAAUUUAUAUAAAUUUCGAUCUUCGUGGUGACAAUGCAAUGACAAACUCUAGAAUAUUGAUAAAUGGUAAUGAAAGCAGCUUUAGGGUUGAAGAUUACCUGUUGAAUGGAACUGGUACAACUUGUAAAAAUUUUACGGGACAGGUCGAGGAUGUUGGACCUAUUUUUUUUAUAUUUUUGAAUGAGCCUAUGGUAUUUUCUGUUAAUUUAUCUUUGAGUGGAACGACACAAGACACCGCUGUUUUACCUAUUCUGAGUCAUACUGCUCCCGUCUCACAUAUCAACAAUGUAACUUUCAAGACGUUCUGUUCUAGAGACGAACAUUGUCAGCCCCAUUUGUCAGGGAAUCUAAGCAUAAGUGACGACAAAUUUGACGGACAAUAUGAAAUAUUCACAGCAGACAUUUCUGUCAGGAAUUUUGGGGAUCCUUCGACUGCAACAAAAAUUGUGAUACACAAAGAAAAUUCUGCAGAAUGGCAGAAAGGAUUUGUCACGCACAGCAAUUCUGAAAAGGUGGAGUGCACAGAAAGUAAUGAAACCGUCAUAAUUUGCAAAGUGGUAACAGAUCCAUUUUAUCCACACCAAUUGGUGGAUAUAAGUCUUGAUUUUAAGUUAGAUCCAAAAAAAGGUGGAGCGAAGGGAUAUGUUGAAUUUAAAAUGACCACCCUGUACAUAGCUAGUGGUCAGUCGGAUACAGAAGAGGUUACAAUAUCGUCAGUUCGAAAGAAGAGAUCGUCUGUGGUGUCGGUCGGUGGUAAACCAUAUGAGGAUCAGAAAGAAGUGGAUCCAAAGGCGGCAGCAUUAAUCCACAGCAUUGUAUUUGGCGUCCAUAACAGAGGCCCCAGUGCUGUGGACGGCCUGAUCCUGCAAAUAAGUGUCCCAUGGAGAAUCGAUACAGUAAAUGUACUAAAUAACGUCAAUUUUGACGAGAAAAUCUGUAAAGAUGGUGCAGUCGUAACAGGUCCAAAUGACGCCCAGAAGUUAAAUCAAAACGAAUUAGCUAUUAAUUGUUCGGAAAAAGGAGUAGACUGUCGUCUGCUAGAGUGUAAAGUAAAGCAACCCCUGAACAUCGAAGAAUUGGACAGUGUGAAUAUCGAACUUAACAUCUCUUCAAAUGUCGUGGGUUUAUUAGAGAGAUACAAAAUGUUGAAAUAUGUGGUAACAGCAAAACUUAACCUCUCUGAGGAAUCGGGUUUUGAGGGUCGUUUCAUAAACGAGGAUGGUGAGGCACUCUUAACCAUGGUACCCAGAGAGUUUACUUUCGAACCAAAAAAAAUUGAUUUAGGCAUAGUUAUUGGAGGAAGCGUAGGAGGCUUGGCGUUCUUAAUCAUUGUAGGAAUUGUUUUAUGGAAGCUUGGAUUUUUUAAACGAAAUAAAAGACAGCAAGUUGAUGAAUACAAAAGAAGAACUGCCAUUAUGAAAAGACAAUCAAGAAUGUCAAAAAUGUCGGCGGUAUCCAAAAAGUAAAUAUAUGAAUAUAUUUGAGGAUUUUUGUUAUACAUUUGUUAGCAAAUGUACCCGUUAUCUGCGAAGUGAACGUACUCAACUCUCAAAGAUGACUCAGGAGAUGCUCAAAAUUAAUGAUUCUCGAAUUUUUUUGUUAUAUUCGAAGGACAUUUCGGGUACAUUUUGUGUAUCUUGGGGUUUUUUUUUAUCAAUAAAAAUUGUUAC
Molecule: messenger RNA, 3317 nt
Organism: Magallana angulata
Lineage: Eukaryota; Metazoa; Mollusca; Bivalvia; Ostreida; Ostreidae
Product: integrin alpha-9-like
Exons: 21
Coding region: 174-3113 (979 amino acids)
Biological process (GO): cell-matrix adhesion; integrin-mediated signaling pathway; cell adhesion mediated by integrin
Cellular component (GO): external side of plasma membrane; integrin complex
Molecular function (GO): integrin binding
Source: RefSeq, a predicted model, not a curated record